CCGAGUGAUGCAGUCAGACUAAACUAUGGAGGGAGGUGGACGGGUGUCCUGGGUUAAAUAUGGACCUGUAGUGUCCUUAUUCGUUGUGUUUUUGGCUUUCUGGUUCCGCUCGUCUGAACGCACUGUGCUGGAUGACCGGCUGGACGCGGUUUUGUCCUCUUUACUACGCGCUGAACAAAAAGUCGGGAUCAACAAUGUCGCCAGACCUAAAGUGGCCAUCGGUUUUGGCGGCUGUGCAGAUUUACUGGUGGAUGGAGUGUCACUGCUAAAUAAGAUUGGCCUAAUUCCUUCAGAGCAACCCCUGCAUCAUGAUUACCUGGAAAGCACUGAGCAACUUGCUCAGAGUUUUGCUUAUUUCUUUGCACCCGGAGCUGCUGCAGAGCGCUUUAUGAUAAAUGACACACUCUUCAGUGAGUUGGUUGAAGCAUCCCGUGACCUGCCCGGUAACAGAUGGUCAGUAGGGGGUAAUGCCCCAGUAAUGGCCGGUCGCCUGGCAAAAGAAGGAUGUGAUGUGUUGCUCGGGGGAAGCUUCAGCCCAGACUUUACUGACGUCCUGUCUGAGCACAUUACAGUGGCAGGAAAAAUACUUGAAGAGCCAGAUAUUCACCUAAUCUUGGAAUAUCCAGUGGGUGCGGCUUGGGGACCAUAUAUCUCACGUAGGGCUAAUAGAUACAUUAUACACAGUGAUGAUCAUAAUCCAUACCUGGACUCAAUGGAGGAAUUUGCAAAAAAAUUAGCACACUUCAAGCCAGAUCUGCUUGUAGUGGGUGGGCUACAGAUGAUGGAUAGUUUCCCCUUCCAAACAGGUGAACGUGAUUCUCUCCUAUCUCGUCUGUCGGACCUUAUAUCCUCCUCAUCAGCUAAACUUGGUACUCACUUUGAAAUGGCCAGUUUUGUUGAAGAAAGUAUCAUGGAAGACCUUUUACAUUAUGUUAUACCUUAUGCUGAUUCUUUAGGGAUGAAUGAACAAGAGCUUCCAAACUUGCUCAGCCUACUUAAAGGAUCGAACAUUACUGUAUUAUCAGAUCCAAAUCCCCGUGUAGCCACUGUCUUGGACCAGAUGAGGGAAGUUUACCGUAUCCUUAACCAACGCUACAAACUCGCAGUGAGAAAUGAAGGCAACCAAACUAAAAUGAAGCCACUGACUCGACUUCAUGUUCACACACUGGCCUUUCAAGCCAUGAUCGUGACACGAGGGUCCCAGUGGAAAAACACUAUGUCAGCCACUGCCAAGGCCUCACUCACUGCCAACCGCCAUGUAUGUGGGUCUAAUGAUAUCGACCUUAGCAAGGCGAGACUAAUCAUGGAUGACUCGUUCUCAGUAAGUAGACAGGAAGGAAGUCAACGCAUCCCUCUUCAAGAAAGCAGGCCUGUGAGCUGCUGGAAAGAACAAGACUACGAGAUCUGUGUGGCACCUGUGUUAGUCUGUACCGAGGUUUACCAAACAGCAGGUGGAGGCGACAACAUCUCCGCUGCUGGCCUGGUUCUGCAAAUCUAGUCUUAAAAUGUUUAAUAUGAUUUAGGAAACUUGACAUGCAAAAUUACCACUGCUGCACAUGCAAGUAUUGAAUGUGAUGCUGGUAACUUUUAUAAUGUCAGCAUUAAUGAGGAUUUACAACAUUUUCUUUGUGGUAGAAUCAGGUCAACCCUUUUACAGCAACUCUGUCACUUGAAAAAAUCUAGCCUUAUUGCAACACUAUAGCCUUGGGUCUGAGUCAACAUGGUGAUUUGGAUGAAAUAAUAAGACAUAAAUCAGAGUAGCAAUUCAUCGCAAUGUGGCAUCAAAGUUUGCAGAAUUGUUUCAUUUCAUAUUUAAACCACUAUGCAGCAAACUUCAACUAAAUAUAAAAGAUAAAAAUAACUCCACUUACUAGCUUUUUUAUUUUAAAGGUGAAUAGAAAACUUAACUGGGGGCAGCAUAAAACAGCAGCUACUGUUCUUCCCAUUUUGUGAAAAACACAUUUGCAUCUUUUGCUCUUUCCAUUACAUUAGGUGUGAUGUACAGCAGUGCAAUAAUUCAAAAACUCUGUUGAAAGACCACUAUUGGUAGUUGGAUAUGUCAACUCAAGUUCUCUACCUCCUGCUCUUGUCUAAUGCUGGUUCUAUUUUUGUUGUUAUUAUUAUACUAGGGACCAAAUGAUGGGAAAUUGUUGCAGUUGGUAGGGCUUUGAGUUCUACUAGAAUGAUCUGAUUUCAUUGAUGGGGGAGGAUAGGACAAUAUGCUGCUACAAUACAAAUCCUUGUAGAGAUAUGGCAUAAUAUAUGAAAUGCAUUUUAUUGUUUCUGUAUGAGCCAUUUUGAAGGGACUAGAUGCUGAUCAAUAAUACUUCUGAUACUUGUGGAGAUCUUACAUUCCGGUAUGUGUGUAUAUAUUGGGUAAUUUUAGGUGGAGUGUUUGUUUCACUCUUUAUUUAUUGACUCAAAAACCCUAUAAAUGACUUGUGUGAAAGAAAUACCUAUGGAAUUCAUGUAAUUUUCCACCAUUUGUUUUCAUUGAAUUGGGUGUGUGAAUUACAAAUUUGCCUUACUUGGACUGUUUUCAUAAAGGGAGUGUUUACUUACCAAUAUCUAUUUUGAAUGACAAUAUGGAGUCAAGUUAUUCUGUAAAACUCAAGUAUGCCUAAUGCCAGCAUGUGCUUUUGGUCCAUGCUUUUUACUUUAUCUAUUUUGAUGUGUUUUGAUCAGAUUUGUUAUGCUCCAAUUAAGGUUAUCACAAAAGUUUGAGAAAAAACAAAUGGUGAAAGUUUUUUUUAAUGAUUUAAAAUAAAAAAUACAUAGCCUAAUUGAUAUAAUCACAUUUGUUGUGAUUAAAAUUACUGCAAAUCCCCAAUCAGCAGCUUAUUUACACAUAGGCCAUCAUAUGUUACAAAAUAACAAUUCUUUAUCAGGUUAAAGAAAUGAUUGGGCUACAUGCAAUCUGUGGUUCUGAUGGCUUGUUAAAAAUAGUUUAAAAUACAAAAAAUAGGCUCUUUGUUUGAAACUGCCAAGUUGGCUAUAUUACACAAAAACUAUAUGUCAUUGUCAAUAAUUAGUUCAUCAAUCACAUCUUUGUAAUAGAUCACAUUGUCCUUUUGGUCAGUGAGUGCUGUCAACAUUUCAUCCAUCUCCUCCUGAGUAAAAAACCUCACCUGUACCAGACAACAUACAAAAUGAGGCUUGAGGGAUAAUUUGCAUGCUUCCUUGAUGCAAAGAGACAAAUUUGUUUAAAAAAACCCAAACCCAAUUGAACAAGCUUUACCUUCCUGCAUCAUAUAUUUAGUCAGCUCUUCUUGUUCCAAAUAGCCUUUCUUCUCUUUGUCCAAAACCUGUCAAACCACAAGGCGACAAGCAGAAUUAAGACAAUUUCAGAAAAAAAACCUGAUUGGCAGCUCAAAUACGCCAAAAACACAUGCAGGUCUUGACCUCAAAAGCUUGAAGAAGUUUGUCCUCAGGGAUUGGAGGGAACCUGUUGGAAGCACACAACAUAAAUGCAUUUGUUUUAGUUGUGCUCUAAGAUUUAAAGGUAUGUCAGUGUUUUUUUCUAAAGCUGAAACACAAACCUUUUCUCCAAUAAAACGUUUGUCAUGACAGGAAGAAAUUUCUCCAGAUGGAUGAACCCAGUGUGAUCCUCUUCUACCUGGUUACAAGACCUUGAUGCAUUUUAACAUAUCUCAGUUUAUGUGCACAGUAGGUUAAAUGGUGAACGAAUUGCCAAAUGGAAUGAUGUUUUACUUGAGUCUUUAUAGAGCCGACACAGGGAGCGUUACAUCAUUCAACUUACAUUAUUCUGUGUUUAAUAUGUAUUUUACCUGUGCUAUAAAAUCAUGGAGAUCAGCUUGACUGGGGAAGCAGCCCAGAGAAAAGACUAUGGUACCAAUCUCUCUAAAAACACACAUGAGAAAAGUC
Messenger RNA from Periophthalmus magnuspinnatus, 3885 nucleotides. RefSeq names its product ADP-dependent glucokinase-like. Gene Ontology annotation, cellular component: endoplasmic reticulum. The transcript has 7 exons. The coding region runs from base 26 to 1498 and encodes 490 amino acids. Gene Ontology annotation, biological process: glucose metabolic process. The record is from RefSeq and is a predicted model, not a curated record. Gene Ontology annotation, molecular function: ADP-specific glucokinase activity. NCBI's taxonomy places the organism in Eukaryota, Metazoa, Chordata, Actinopteri, Gobiiformes, Gobiidae.